UGAUCAUGAAUUGUAUUCUUUCUGUGCAGGCAGAUUCAAAGUUUCCGUGAUGUCAUUGGUCGUUGUCAUUGACAGAAGUCACGUGGCUUCAUCACGUGACAUCCCGGAAACUGUGAGGUGUUUUUUUUUUACUGUAUGUAUUGUCGGCUCACCGCGACGCCGAGUCGCACACAAUGCAUGUCGGUGAGACUCCAUAAGUAUGGAUAAGAUAAACAUUUGUCUACGUCCCGGCGUGCUUCUUGAGGUAAUUACCUGUCUUUUGUCGCCAUUGUGAGCGUCCACUCCGAACCAUCACCAUGGCAUCUUCGAGGUGCGUUCAGGACCUUGCCACAGAGAAGGACAGACUUCUUUCCUCCACGACCGACUACGGGUCUCAGGACCUUCUUGGGGCUAGUCUUGUGAGCGCCGACCUCCGCCAGCUGCAGGAGCAGGAGGAGGAAGAGUCCCUGAGGAGGAAGCUCAAGUAUUUCUUCAUGAGCCCGUGCGACAAGUACCACGCCAAGGGACGCAAGCCCUUCAAGCUGGGCCUGCAGCUUCUCAAAAUCGUCAUCGUCACAGUGCAGCUGGUGCUCUUUGGCCUGAGCAACCAGAUGGUUGUGACGUUCAAAGAGGAAAACACAGCGGCGUUCAAACAUCUCUUUCUGAGGGGUUACCGUGACAACACUCCUCAGGCGGUCCACACGCAAAAAGAACUGUACAGCCACAUCAACUUUGCCAUUGCGCAGUACCUCGCUCUCCCUGAGAUCUCUCUGGGACAGUAUGCCUACGUACCAGGUGUCGGGGGAAAUGGAAGUGCGCUCCUCCUGUGCCAGAGAUACUACAAGAGGGCCACCAUCAUCCCUGUCAAUGAGACCUUCGACAUCGAUCCUCAUAUUCUCACUGAGUGCAUCGGAGUCAGCCCGCAGACUCACGGUUCCGCUGGUGGAGAAGGCGACUACAGGAACUUCACUCUCAACUUUUACAAGCUGAUCAAUGUGACAAUUGAUUUCCAGUUGAAGGCGAUCAACGUUCAGACCAUCAUCAACAAUGAGAUCCCUGACUGCUACACCUUUGCUAUCACGAUCCUCAUGGACAACCGAGCUCACAGCGGCAAAGUUAAGGUGAGUUUACAAAACCAGGCCUCCAUAAGGGAAUGUAAGGACCCCAACGUGUCUGGACAUGCGGAGAGCUACGCCCGGCAGUUCUUUGACGUGUUGGUGGCGCUCGUUUGCCUGCUCUCUCUGCUGCUGUGUGGACGGUCCGUCCUCAGAGGUGUAAUCUUGCAACACGAAUACGGACAGUUUUUCCAGAGCAGACUGGGCCGUGGCGUGAGCUGGGGUGACAGAAUGGAGUUCAUCAACGGCUGGUACAUUCUGCUCAUCGUAAGCGACAUGUUCACCAUCGUCGGCAGCUUCAUCAAGAUUGGGAUCGAGUCCAAGAAUUUAUCAUCCUACGACGUGUGUUCCAUCCUGCUGGGAACGUCCACUUUGUUGGUAUGGCUGGGAGUCAUCCGUUAUCUCAGCUUCUUUCAGAAAUACAACAUCUUGAUCGUGACACUCCGGGCUGCUUUUCCCAAUGUCAUCCGUUUCUGUUGCUGCGCGGCCGCCAUAUAUUUGGGAUACUGCUUCUGUGGAUGGAUUGUACUGGGCCCGUAUCAUACCAAGUUUCGCUCCCUGCCCAUGGUGUCAGAGUGCCUCUUUUCGCUGAUUAACGGCGAUGACAUGUUUGUGACGUUCGCCGAGAUGGAGCGGACCGGCACACUGGUUUGGAUCUUCAGCCAGGUCUACCUUUACACCUUCAUCUCCCUCUUCAUCUACAUGGUGCUGUCCCUCUUCAUCGCGCUCAUCACCGGAGCCUACGACACCAUCAUGGCGCAAACACAGGAGCAGGUACGCGUCAGCGACCUCCAUGCGUUUAUCGCGGCGUGCACGGACACGCCCAGCUCUGGGAGGUUCCGCAGUCCUGAGGGGUCGUCAUGCUCCUUCCUCUGCUGCUGUGAGUGGUGAGGAGGAGGACGUCAGAUUGGAGUCCCAGCAGGGAGGAUGAAGAUGAGGAUGAGGAUGAUGCAGAGAACCAACUGACCUUGAACCGCUCUGUCCUCUCUCUGUUCUCUCUCUAACUGAACUGUGCAUUCCUACUCAUGCUGUUACACUCGUGUAUUUUGCACCAGAUCAAUGGCCAGCUUUGGCUUUUAUUCUGAAGGGAUAAUGACUUGCUGUGAAAUGUAAAGCCAGUAACCACACAACGUACUUGAACUCACCAUCAUGUAAAGACUUUUUAUUUUUUUUAUUUUUUUUUUAGCAUUUUUAUUGUCAAUGUCAGAAUUUUUAAAUGUUCCUUGCAAAGUAGAAUAGACAUCAAAAUAACUAUUGCGAUACGGUGUACACUAGGGGUGUCAUGAUACAACCUUUUUAUUUAUUUAUUUUUUUUUACUUCCGAUACGAUUUUGAAGCAUUGAUUAUUGGCCGAUACCGAUAUUGAUCCCAGACGAUAUUAUAGGGCUGGGCGAUAUGGCUGAAAACUGUAUCACGAUAUAAAUGUUUUUCUCGGACAAAAAGGAAAAGCGGUAGAAAAAGGAUGGAUGGAUUGUUAAUUAUUAUGUUAUUUUUAUGAGCUAUCGAAAGGAGCAUUUUUAUUACCUUCCUCUGAUUUUAGGCAGAAGGUGCGUGGAAAACACUCAAACAAUAUCCUAAUAACUUCUGACCCAGGGGUCCCCAAACUUUUUGACUUGGGGGCCGCAUUGAGUUAAAAAACAUUUGGGGCCGGGCUAUAUAUAUAUAUAUAUAUAUAUAUAUAUAUAUAUAUAACUCUUUGUUUAUUUCAACUAUUUGACAUUGAGGCUGUUUUAUCCGAUGACUCAAUUCAUCAAAGAAACUAAUCAGUAGAUUACUCAAUGACUAAAACAAUAGCAGGUACGAAAAACACUAACCUAUUUAUUAUUAACCGUCUAGAGUGGACUUAUUCUGUCUUUAAGUUGAUUUUUUGAUGACACCACAAUAACUCAUUAAGUUAUGAUCAUGGCUCAGUAAAUCGAGUGAUGCGGACACGUUUGUUACUGGAAACUUUCAAAUACAUUUCUACCCUGGAGGCUUUGUGUGUGUAAGUACAAAACCAGUGAAGUUGGCACGUUGUGUAAUUAGUAAACAAUUUGAAAUGUGGACUCGUCAGACCACAGAAUACAUUUCCACUUCGCAUCAGUCCAUCUUGGAUGAGCUCGGGCCCAGCGAAGCCGGCAGCGUUUCUGGGUGUUGUUGAUAAAUGGCUUUCGCUUUGCAUAGUGGAGUUUGAACUUGCACUUACAGAUGUAGCGACCAACUGUAUAGUGACUGACAGUGGUUUUUUGAAGAGUUCCUGAGCCCAUGUGGUGAUAUCCUUUACACACUGAUGUCACUUUUUGAUGCAGUACCGCCUGAGGGAUCCAAGGUCACGGGCAUUCAAUGGUACGUGCAGUGAUUUCUCCAGAUUCUCUGAACCUUUUGAUGGUAUUACAGACCGUAGAUGGUGAAAUCCCUAAAUUCCUUGCAAUAGCUGGUUGAGAAAUGUUGUUCUUAAACUGUUGGACAAUUUGCUCACGCAAUUGUUCACAAAGUGGUGACCCUGGCCCCAUCCUUGUUUGUGAAUGACUGAGCAUUUCAUGGAAGCUGCUUUUACACCCAAUCACGGCACCCACCUGUUCCCAAUUAGCCUGUUCACCUGUGGGAUGUUCCAAAUAAGUGUUUGACGAGCAUUCCUCAACUGUCUCAGUCUUUUUUGCCACUUGUGCCAGCUUCUAUGAAACAUGUUGCAGGCAUCAAAUUCCAAAUGAGCUAAUAUUUGCAAAAAAAUAACGUUUUCCAGUUCGAACGUUAAAUAUCUUGUCUUUGCAGUCUAUUCAAUUGAAUAUAAGUUGAAAAGGAUUUGCAAAUCAUUGUAUUCUGUUUUUAUUUACCAUUUACACAACAUGCCAACUUCACUGUUUUUGGGGUUUGUAAUAUGCAACGAUGAUUAUUAGAUACUUCUUUAGAUUACCUAAAGACUGCAAUAUCGUUUAGUUAAGGGCACAUAUUACGUAUGUUUAGCUUGUUUGUUAUUGUGUGCUGAGCUGUUGUGUAGCUGCGAGCUCCCAGUUGUCCAUAGCCUACCACAGAUAACUUGACUAAAAUAUACUAAUUUUUUUUUGUUAAUAUGGUGAGUCAGUAUGGGAUGAUGACACCCCGAGUGUACACUUGUUCCACAUUUACAAUCCAGGCUGUCGCUCCGUCCUCCCUUCAACUCUCCCUUUGUUCUUGCUGGGAAGUUUUUUGUUUUUUUUUCUUCAUCUUUAAGGACGUUUUUGGCCAAAGUCGACCAUUUUUCUAUAAUUAUGUAGAGUAGGUCGACAAACGUUUGAAGUGGCCCUUUGAGGAAGGGUAAUUGCUCAUUUAUUUGAUCCCAUCCAAAGACGUGUGUUCUUAAAGCAUUUAAAGGGAACAAUGGGUCGGAAGGUGACUUGAUGAAAUGCUAAUGUCAUUCCAGAAUGCUGAGUGAAGGGCAAAGUUCCAUGGAUGAACUCCUCUUGAAAGGUAAAAGGGAAUUUCAGUGAUUUGCUGAUGUAUAUUUAUGUUUGCACUUGCACCUCUCUUGAUUGACACGCCUCACAUUACAAGUAGAUAGCACAUAUGCUUGUGAAGUAAGUAAUACUUGAAUGGACUGCAUGUUUACACACGUUUGGACUUCUGCUACUGUCCUCCCAGAGACGCUGCCUCAUACACAGCAGCUAAAUAAACUCGUAUGGCACUGGUGGAAAAGAAAAAAUCCAUCAAGGCCAGUCUUAUUUA
This is a messenger RNA of Nerophis lumbriciformis (worm pipefish), 4775 nucleotides long. RefSeq names its product mucolipin TRP cation channel 1b (gene mcoln1b). The record is from RefSeq and is a predicted model, not a curated record. NCBI's taxonomy places the organism in Eukaryota, Metazoa, Chordata, Actinopteri, Syngnathiformes, Syngnathidae. Gene Ontology annotation, molecular function: NAADP-sensitive calcium-release channel activity. Gene Ontology annotation, cellular component: plasma membrane; lysosomal membrane.